CAGCUAACAUUCAGGGAUUUUUUUACGGGUCAACCCGAAUAAUAGCACGAACCGUAUCCACUUUUUAUCUUCUUUCGUGUUCUUCCCCCAAUUUUUUUCUUCGUAAUCAAUAUUUUGAUUUCGUUUUACUGCAAUUUAUUUUUUCCCAAUUGAUCUGUAGAUUCAUCUAAUUGACAUUUCCCUCUUUCGAUUGAUACCAAUUAUUACAUAUUUCGUCUGUUAAGAAAGAUCUAGGGUUAGGGUUGUCGAUCUCCUCACACGUCGUAUAAUUUCUCUAUCCAUCAAUUUCUUUUGCUGUUUAAUCAAUUUUCUAAAUUUGAUGUUAAUUUGAUGCCGGAAUCUAGGGUUAGGGUUUUCUUCUGAAAUGGGGAUUUUGAUUUUCUUUUUCUAGCUUAAGCCUCUGAGUCUUACUUUAUAUUAUCUGAGCCUUCUGGUGAACGUUAUAGUUUGGUGAAGUUGGCUUGAAAACAUUAUCUGAGCUUAUCUCUCUGUACAUAGGUAAAUAAUAAUACACACCAUUUAUUCUUAUUUGAACUGUUUUGCUUUUAGCAUUACUAAUUCUGUAAGUUUUUGUUAUUGUACUGGUUCAUUGUUGUGUUACAUGUCAAUUUAAGUAGCAUGCCUGUCCUUAGAGGAACUUAUACAGUUAGGUAUCUUACAUACGGUUUGUUAUAAGGUCUCUUGCAUGCAUGCAUUUGCUUCACAACUGUGAGGAGAUUCUUACCGUUUAUUUCUAAAGAUUCGAGUUGUUCUCUCGUGUACUAUGUAGGUUGGAAAUGGGAUUCAAACGCCCUUUAGAUGACAACAAGUUUCAUGAGCUCCCAUUUAAACAUUCUAGACAGCUUGGCUUUAACGACAAGUCUAUGCAGUUUGAAGAGUCUUCGCAGAGUCCUCUUGCCACAGUAGUGGAUGAGGGAGAUCUUUUGAAACCCCAAGGAGGUGAAACCUUUGAUGAAGAGUCAUGUUUCGCUUACCCGGGUCUAGACAUGGAUGGUUGUUUUGACCGGGUCAUGGAAGAUUGCCACGGAGAAGAUGCAACUCACCCUCCUCACUCUCCAAGAACGUUUGCUCCUGUUGAGUCUUUCUAUUCUUUCCUCUUGGAUCAGCCUGCUAGAAAGCAAGUGCCCACUGGACCAGAUCAUCAAGCCAUGAUUCCUGAAUGGGAAGGUAGUCUAAAUAGGAACCUAGAACCUCUAGGCACUGGUACAUGUGUUCUUCCCAUGCCGGCACAUAUGGAUGACAACAUAGUAGGGAAAGGUAGAGAGUUCUGUGUCUGCGAGGACAUGGGUUCUAUAAGGUGUGUGCGCCACCAUGUUAAAGAAGCUAGAGAAGACAUGGUUAAGGUGCUUGGAUCUGAGAAAUUCAGAGACAUGGGAUUGUGUGAUAUGGGAGAAGAAGUUGCACAGAGGUGGAGCGAUGAAGAUGCACUACUUUUUCAUGAGGUUGUUUAUUCCAGUCCCGUGACGAUAGGUCGGAACUUUUGGAAGCACUUAGAAGCUGCGUUUUUGACCCGAACCAAGCACGAGAUUGUUAGCUACUACUUUAACGUUUUUGUUCUUAGAAGAAGGGCCACACAGAAUAGGUCUAUGGUAUUGGACAUUGAUAGUGAUGAUGAUGAAUGGCAUGGAGGUUCUGGAGGAGGACCUUUGGGUGCUCAAUAUGUCGAAGAAGACUUUGCUGUCGAAUCUCCUCUUCAUCAAGAGACUGAAAAGUUCAAUGAGAAAGUGCAUCCACUUCAUCAGGAAGAAGAUGCCAGUAUUAGUGACAAUGAUGAAGAUGAUACCAGAGAAGGUGGUAGUAGACUGUGUGAUGAGCACAAGAUGAAUGCUGGGUAUAUGGAUAUGUUUUCUGGGUGCAAUGAGGAGAGAUUGAACGUGGGAGAUGACUCAUGCUUGACCUUUGAGCUUGCACAUGAUGCGGUGAACUCUAUCUGGAAGAACUGUGCAAAGAAAGAAGAGACUGGUCUUGGAGAUGAACAGAAGAAAGUUGAAGGAGUGUAAAGAUCUGAAAGUUUCAACCAAACUGAGCAGCGUCAUGGAGAAAGAUAUUUGGUCAUGACUCAUGUAUCAUGGGAAAACAAGGAAAGAAACAAGUGUGGCGGCAACAUCAUUUUGCAACAACUUGCAGAAUGCUAGGAAGAGAUUUUUGGGGUUAUGGGGUCCUCCAAAUGUUUCUAAUUUCCUAUUAAAAAGUAGAGACUAGAGAGAGAGAGAGAGACAGAGAGAGAGAGAGAGUGACUUUUUUAAAAGAAAAAUGAAUAUGGCAUGUGGAACCCUUGUGAAUGUGCUGUUGUUUCAGUUUUCUUGGGGCCCUCUUCCCUCAAAAUUCUGUACCUAGAAAAUGUCAGAAUCUCUCUGAUUUUAUUUUCUUUUGUACUAUGAUUUUAAGUAAAACAUAUCAAGAGAGAAACAAAUAAAAUGAUUUUGGGUCUU
Messenger RNA from Brassica napus (rape), 2432 nucleotides. RefSeq lists its product as uncharacterized. The transcript has 2 exons. Lineage: Eukaryota; Viridiplantae; Streptophyta; Magnoliopsida; Brassicales; Brassicaceae. Bases 777 to 2000 code for a protein of 407 amino acids. The record is from RefSeq and is a predicted model, not a curated record.